CACAAGCGGGUUUGAUUCCCGGCGAAAUGUGAUCCUGCAUUUGGCCCUUUAAUAGAAAUUAGGGAUAAACCUAGGGACCGGGGAUCCACGUCAAGGAGGCACUGACUCCUGACCUCUCUCUACGUGCACGAGAGACACGGGGAACAUGAGUUAUACCGGACGAUAUUACAGCAUGACACGUUGAAAGAAGAGGAAUAGUAAGAACAGGCUACAGUCAGAAAGUUAAUGAGAAUAGCAGCGGAGAGGCGUGAUGUGAUUUACCGGGCCAAUUUACUACGCGAGGAAAGAGCGAGAGAGAGAGAGAGACUACAAAGUCACAAGGUCCGGGUCAGUCGGUUACCAGGCGACAGGGUCCGUCCGUCGGGCAGCGGUGCGGUCAACAUGUCGGACGUCUUGGAGACGUCGGGCAGGCCGGGUCCAGGCUCCGUAGUAGGAGCGGGUAGCGUGGAUUGGCAGAAGCGUUGCGUUGCCCUGGAGAUGCAGCUGCUCAGGUUUCGUCUGCAGGCGGGGAAGAUCCGAGAGCUGCUGGCCGAGAAGAUGCAGGAGUUGGAGCUGAGGGUGACAGAGUCUGACAAACGGGCUGAGAGUGCUGAGAAACAGAUCCAUGUCAUGGAAGAGAAGCUGAAAUAUGCAAACGUACAACCCAGUGAAUCAGAGAACUCAGUGUUCAGAAGGUACCAGGAGCUGACCAAUCAGGUGCAGGAGAAAGAUGCAGUGAUAAAGAGAUUAGAGGUGCAGCUGGAAAAACAGAUCUUAGUCAGAGCCCAGGAGGCUAAGAUCAUUGAGGAGAAGGCUGCUAAAAUCAAAGACUGGGUUACGUUUAAGCUACGAGAGAUGGAGAUUGAGAACCAGCAGCUGAAAUGGUCCAAUCUGAAGCAGGCAGAACAGAUGAUGAUGCUGCAGGACAAACUGCAAGCUCUCCUGGAGAAGCCUUUAUCUCCCCUCCCCCCCACCUGUCCUUCCACAGACACCCACCAGGUACCCUCCAGCCCUCUGUACCCCUCAUGCUGUCCUGGGACCCCACCUGUCCAGGAGGAGACAGGCUGGGGGAGACAGACAGGUCCAGGGGACAGAGUAGAGCAGCCCUGUAAACCCAGAGGAGACAGAGGAGACACAACAGGCCACGGCACUGUGACAGUAACCCUGCCAGACACUCCCUCUCUGGGCAGCAAGGGCAGGGAGGCUGGGGCUGGACCUGCUAGUCCUGUUCCAACCACUGGAGGUCAGGACCAACCACUAGGUAGCGCUACUCCCAGAGAUCACUCCUCGGAUGAGCUCAACAGCAGGUUCCGCUCCCAACGUCUCCACUCUUCCUCCUCUUCCUCUUCCUCCUCCUCAUCUUCCUCUGCCUGUGAAACAACCCACGGGGGUCCCAGGACCCCUGAUAUCCCUACCUCCACCUCCACCCCCAAAAACCCUCUCCUCUGCCGCUCUCCAUCUAACUCCCACCCCUUCCAGACCCACGCCCAGCCCCUGGCACUACCCUCCCAUACUGGGACCAGCAUGACCCUACCCAAGGUGCGGACGCCUCUGACCCCACGAGACAGCAUUCAGCUGGUGAAGAAACACUACAGUCAGCCCCAGUCUGGAGGUGUGGACCGGUUGCACCACCUCAACGUCUCCAGUCAGCCCCAGUCUGGAGGUGUGGACCGGAUGCACCACCUCAACGUCCCCAGUCAGCCCCAGCCUGGAGGUGUGGACCGGAUGCAACACCUCAACGUCCCCAGUCAGCCCCAGUCUGGAGGUGUGGACCGGUUGCACCACCUCAACGUCUCCAGUCAGCCCCAGUCUGGAGGUGUGGACCGGAUGCACCACCUCAACGUCCCCAGUCAGCCCCAGUCUGGAGGUGUGGACCGGUUGCACCACCUCAACGUCUCCAGUCAGCCCCAGUCUGGAGGUGUGGACCGGAUGCACCACCUCAACGUCCCCAGUCAGCCCCAGUCUGGAGGUGUGGACCGGAUGCAACACCUCAACGUCCCCAGUCAGCCCCAGCCUGGAGGUGUGGACCGGAUGCAACACCUCAACGUCCCCAGUCAGCCCCAGUCUGGAGGUGUGGACCGGAUGCACCACCUCAACGUCCCCAGUCAGCCCCAGUCUGGAGGUGUGGACCGGAUGCACCACCUCAACGUCCCCAGUCAGCCCCAGUCUGGAGGUGUGGACCGGAUGCAACACCUCAACGUCCCCAGUCAGCCCCAGUCUGGAGGUGUGGACCGGAUGCACCACCUCAACGUCCCCAGUCAGCCCCAGCCUGGAGGUGUGGACCGGAUGCACCACCUCAACGUCCCCAGUCAGCCCCAGUCUGGAGGUGUGGACCGGAUGCACCACCUCAACGUCUCCAGUCAGCCCCAGUCUGGAGGUGUGGACCGGAUGCAACACCUCAACGUCCCCAGUCAGCCCCAGUCUGGAGGUGUGGACCGGAUGCACCACCUCAACGUCCCCAGUCAGCCCCAGUCUGGAGGUGUGGACCGGUUGCACCACCUCAACAUCCCCAGUCAGCCCCAGUCUGGAGGUGUGGACCGGUUGCACCACCUCAACAUCCCCAGUCAGCCCCAGUCUGGAGGUGUGGACCGGAUGCACCACCUCAACGUCCCCAGUCAGCCCCAGCCUGGAGGUGUGGACCGGAUGCACCACCUCAACGUCCCCAGUCAGCCCCAGUCUGGAGGUGUGGACCGGAUGCACCACCUCAACGUCUCCAGUCAGCCCCAGUCUGGAGGUGUGGACCGGAUGCACCACCUCAACGUCCCCAUAGACAUCAUGACUGCUUCCAGCACCCAGAGCCUUGCAUCUCCCUCCACCUGCAGUCACUUCCUGGUGGAGACAGAUAUAGAUGACGGGCUGCCUGACAGUAUGGAGGGGGUGGUAGAGGGGGCAGAGGGUCCUCCCCAGGAAGGAGUGUCGUUUGUUGGGUUGGCUGAGGGUCUGGAACUGCUGGAUCCGGAGGUUCUGAAACCCCCCACCCCGCCUCUGCACCGCUUCCCCUCCUGGGAGAGCCGUAUCUAUGCUGUGGCCAAGUCAGGGAUGACAGUAUCGGAGGCGACCACAGGAGCCAGAGGUCCUUGUCCAGGAAAAGCACAGUACCUUGCCGCAGGACCAUUCACUCACCUGAUUUACAAGAACAUCACUGUACCCGUGUAUACCACGCUGAAAGGGAAAGCCACUCAGAUCAGCAGUGUGCCCCUGCAUGAUGAUGACUCUGGUUCGGAGGAUGACAGUGGCUCUCUGGCCAGCCUCAGGACCUCCACCCUGGGCCCAGAAAGGAAGGGCAGCACCCCCGGGAGCCCCCGCGCCGUCAAGAGGGGUGUGUCCAUGUCAUCCAUUAGCUCUGAAAGUGACUACGCCAUCCCUCCUGACGCCUACUCCCUGGAAUCUGACUACUCUGAGCCAGAACACAAGGUCCAGAGAACAUCUUCAUACUCCUGCGAGAGCCUGCGAGAGCCUGAGAUGCUGGAGAAGUCAGGCUACCUGCUGAAGAUGGGCAGUCAGGUUAAAGCCUGGAAGAGACGUUGGUUCAUCCUGAGGAACGGAGAGAUCUUCUACUACAAGUCUCCGAGCGAUGUGAUACGGAAGCCUCAGGGUCAGAUGGAGCUGAACUCUUCCUGUCGCAUCGCCCGUGGAGAAGGAGCACAGACCUUCCAGUUAAUAACAGAGAAGAAGACAUUCUUCCUGACGGCUGACUCUCCCAACAUCUUGGAGGAGUGGAUCAGAGUUCUACAGAACAUCUUCAAGGUUCAAGCCAGCAGCCCCGUCGCCAUGGAGACCACCACCGCCAAACCCACCGUGAGGGGCUGGCUCACUAAGGUGAAACAUGGCCACUCUAAGCUGGUAUGGUGCUCUCUGGUCAGCAAGGUCUUCUAUUAUCACAGGAACCAGGAUGACAAGCUCCCCCUAGGCCAGCUGCGGAUGCGUGAGGCGGUGGUGGAGGAGGUGGACAGGUCAUGUGACUCUGACGAGGACUACGAGGCCGGUGGGCGUGGCUUCUUGUCAUCUCACUGUACCCUAAUGGUCCACCCCAGAGAGCAGAGCCCCACCUACCUGCUCAUAGGCACCAAGCAAGAGAAGGACACCUGGCUGUACCACCUGACAGUCGCGGCAGGCAGCAGUGCCAGCUUCAAGGUGGGCACAGAGUACGAGCAGCUGGUCGGGAACCUCCUAGACGUAGAGGGAGAUCCAGACUCUGCGUUGUGGAGGAGUGAGGUUCUAUGUUUCUGUAAAGAUGGCCUGCGCUCCCCUCUCACCACUCUACCAUCUGAAGCUCUGCAGACGGAAGCCCUCAAACUCUUCAAGUCCUGUCAGCUGUUCAUCAACGUACUGGUGGAGUCUCCCUCCAUUGACUACCACAUGUCCCUGGCCCAGAAUGCAUUGCAGGUGUGUCUGACGCACCCAGAGCUCCAGAACGAGAUGUACUGUCAGCUGAUUAAACAGACCAACCGCCGCACACCACACAACUCCUCCCUCACUCAGUGCUGGCAGCUGUUGGCUGUGUGUGUGGCUCUCUUUCUGCCUCAGCAACACUUCCUGUGGUACCUCAGACAGUAUCUGCAGCGUCAUGCAGACAUCAGGAGUGAGGUGGGGAAGUAUGCUGUGUACUGUCAGAGGUCUGUAGAGCGUACCCUGCAGAAUGGAGAGAGAGAGGCAAAACCAUCACGUAUGGAGGUCCUGUCUAUCCUGCUGAGGAACCCUUACCACCACUCACUACCCUUCAGCAUCCCUGUCCACUUUAUGAACAUCACCUACCAGGUGGUAGGCUUUGAUGGCUCCACCACAGUAGAAGAGUUCCUGAGCACCCUGACCCAGAGGGUGGGCAUGAGGAAACCACACUUGUCAGGCUUCGCUCUCUUCACUGACGACCCCUCAGGGAGAGACCUGGAGCACUGCCUGCAGCCCAGCGUCAAAAUCUGUGAUGUCAUCUCCAAGUGGGAACAGGCCCUGAAAGAACUGCAUCCUGGGAAAUACGAGGGCACACGCAUCGUCCGCCUGAUGUACAAGAGCAGGUUGUGUUUCCGGGCCCAGGCUAAAGGAGAGACAGAGCGUGAGCGCCUCCUGCUGACCUACCAGGUGAAUGACGAGGUCCACCAGGGACACUUCCCUGUCAACAAGGAGCUGGCUCUGGAGGUGGCUGCUCUCAUGGCACAGGUGGAGCACGGGGAUCUGGACCGUCCAGCCCCAUCCUCUGCUAGCUGCAGCUCUCCUCAGCCCAAAACCCAACAAAUCCUCCUACAGGCCCUGGGACGCUUCUACCCCAAGCACUACAAACAAGACUGCAGCAUGGACCAGCUCAGAGAUCUAUCAGAGCGUCUGGCCACUAAGUGGUCAGUCCUGCACGGCUGCAGUGCCUCAGAGUGUGUCAGAAUCUACCUGACCGUCGCUAGGAAGUGGCCGUUGUUCGGUGCCAAGCUCUUCCAUGCUAAGCCUUUACCCCCGUCGUCUGUAGAGCAGUCCCAGGUCUGGCUAGCUGUCAAUGAGGAUGGACUGUGUGUGCUUGACUAUACCAUGCACCUUCUGGUCACCUACUCCUACCAAUCAGUGAUCACCUUUGGCGGUUUCCGUGACGACCUGAUGGUGGUAGUGAGCCAGACCAAAGAACAAGGUGGAGGGAAGAAGAGUGUGGAAAAACUGGUCUUCGCAUUGCCCAAACCCAAGAUCUUGGAGUUGACUCUGUUGAUGGCCAGCUACAUUAACUACUGGACGCCCAGCCUCCCUGGCCCCCCUGUAGCCCAGCACCAGUCCCCAGGACCCGUCUCCCCUCUGGGGCCCUGCGGGGCCGGGACAGGGGCUGCAAAGAUGUGGAACUUGGACAGCAGACACUUCCCCUCCAUGACUUACACCACCAAGGGCCCCACUCUACUGUGAAUAUGUCAAACAACAACAGCAGCAACAAUCAACAGCCUUGCUCCAGUUUAUUUUCGGGACAAGACGGUUGUGUCCAGUAGGCUCCUUAAAGAAGAAAACAGACUAAAACAUGGAGAAUCUAUACGUGGACCUGGUCAAAUAAUAAAUGUUUGUUUUCCAUUUCAAAACAUUUUUGCAAUGGUGUUCCCUACUGGACAUGACCCAGGACUGAGAAACUACUACAGGCUGCUGUGGUAAAGAGGGCAUUGCUCCACAUAUGUUACUUCACUGAAAAUGGCUGUGGUUCUUCUAUGUUACCCUCAUCCUCUCUAGCCUGAAGUGGAUUCUGUUCCAUAUACACAGGACGUUUAAUUUCUGAAAGAAAAAAACAUUGAACCGUGAAGAAAUGGGAGAUGCAAGAUAUAAUCAUUUGUGGUUCACUUUAUAUGAAGAUGCCGCUCUUCAAAUGUUUGCGUUUUAGUCAGUGCUUAAUUUAGGAAAAAUAUGCUCAUGUUUGAGGACUAUUUGAAAAACAAUUGAGCCUUGAAAAAGGACCAAUACACACCCUACUUCUUGACCUUGGCUGUCUGGCCGUUAUACACACAGCCUCUACUCUUCCCUGCCACUCAUCUCUUCCAGAUACUCUGCAUCCCAAAUGGUUCCCUUUUCCCUAUAUAGUGCACUACUUUUGACUAGGGCCCAUGAGGAAUAGGGUGCCAUUUCACAUACCCUCUGUCUUUUUUAAAGGGAAAAAAAGCUGUUAAACAAGGAAAGACUGAAUUUAUUCUGGCUCUUUGGUACCUAAUAUGGAGCUAGGAAGAUUUACCUAUUCCUUAAAUGAUGGAGGCUUAAAGUGGCGUUAACCGGUUUCUGAGGGAAUCUAUUCGACUACAGAGCACUAGUUGUUGCUUUCUACCUUCUCCUGACUGGCUUCUGGAGACGCCGUCACGUUAGAAUGACGCUAUCUGACGGAAGACAAUGCAUUAAACUAGUACAAAAUACUUAUACUCUGACAUCAAAUUGUACUUGAUUUUUUCAUUAAGCAAUUGCACAAAAUGUCUGACUUAUAGAUCACAGCAGGCCAGGGCCUGAAAAGGAACAUCCCACUGGGUAAAAACUGGUUGAAUCAAUGUUUCCACUACAUUUGAACCCCAAAAAAUCUAUGUGAUGACAUUGAACUGCCAUGGAUAACGAAUUGGAUUUGGAGAAAGUCACCAACUUUUAAACUAAAUCUAAUGACAUGUUGAAUUUUUUUGUCGAUAACACGUUGAAUUCACGUUAGUUGACAACUCAACCAAAUGUCAAUCAAAAGUAGACGUUGAACUGAUGUCUGUGCUCCGUGGGAGGCAAGGCGCUAUGACUGAGGGUACUUAUGGUACUGAUAAUGGUAACAUUCUGACCAAGCAAUGUUUUAUAACAAUUUUGACCACGUACUUUUAUUGUGAAGUACAGAGUUACAAUCUUUUUUAAGCUGAUAGAGAAGAAUAGAGAUGGAAUACAAUGUGUCUGUCCGCUGUAUGAGGCUUAGUCUGAGAUAUAUCAACUCAUUUGGUGCCAUGUUCCUACUCAUCCACUACCUGCCUUGACAACCAAGGUUGGGAUCAAUUCCAUUUCCAUUCAGUUACACUGAAAUUCCAAUGUAAAUUCCAAAUCCAGUUUUCCACAUUGCCUUUCAAUUAGAGAAUUUGAAAUGGGAAUUUCAGUUUACUUAUAGAAUUGACUGAAUUGAAAUGGAAUUGACCUCCAGCCUUUUUGACAACACAGUGGAAGGUACUGUUAAUUCCUUUAAAUGGAGAGGUCCAGCCACAUAAGAGUGGACUGGUAAGAUUAGAGCUAUUCAAAUGUUAUUAGUGACUUGAAUUGUUUUGGAUGAAACCACUGUCUUGGUCAUUUCCGUGUUAUUUAUUUAAUUUCCUGGUAUUUUGUGGCUUUUUUGUAUGCUGAAAAUUGUUUGGCAGAACUGUUAAAUGUUGAACUGAAACGUUCAAAAUGGCCUUGACUUUGUUUGUCUCAAGUAGCUGAAUAAUUGAACUUGACAGUUUUACGCUGUAUGAAUGCUGUAUGAAUGCUGUAUGAAUGCUGUAUGAAUGCUGUAUGAAAGCUGUAUGCAAGCUGUAUGAAUGCUGUAUGAAUGCUGUAUGAAUGCUGUAUGAAAGCUGUAUGAAUGCUGUAUGAAUGCUGUAUGAAAGCUGUAUGCAAGCUGUAUGAAUGCUGUAUGAAAGCUGUAUGAAUGCUGUAUGAAAGCUGUAUGAAUGCUGUAUGAAACCUGUAUGAAAGCUGUUUGAAUGCUGUAUGAAUUGUGAAACGGGGAUGUUAGCUCAAUGAAACAGAUUAGAGAUGAUAUGCUUAGCUGUUAUGAAGUGUUGUGUUUAAAAUGAAAUAAAAAA
Salvelinus fontinalis (brook trout) is the source of this 8216-nucleotide messenger RNA. Its product is annotated as pleckstrin homology domain-containing family H member 1-like. The record is from RefSeq and is a predicted model, not a curated record. Bases 226 to 5850 code for a protein of 1874 amino acids. The transcript has 31 exons. Lineage: Eukaryota; Metazoa; Chordata; Actinopteri; Salmoniformes; Salmonidae. Gene Ontology annotation, cellular component: cytoskeleton.